This is a messenger RNA of Diaporthe amygdali, 2250 nucleotides long. RefSeq lists its product as uncharacterized. The record is from RefSeq and is a predicted model, not a curated record. Lineage: Eukaryota; Fungi; Ascomycota; Sordariomycetes; Diaporthales; Diaporthaceae. The coding region runs from base 1 to 2250 and encodes 749 amino acids. The transcript has 2 exons.
AUGAGAGAAGGCGACCAUCUGCCAUACGACGACAACAAAAACACCCACACCCACCACCGACGCCACUCCUCCAGAAUAGCAGCAGCAUCAUCAUCAUCCAGUGCGCACGACGAACUCGACACUCCGCGCCACUCGUCCUUUCCCUCCCAUCCCUCCCGGCCUCUGCCGUCCUUCCUCGUCAAGGCGUGCAGUAAUAUGCAUCCGCCCUCCUUCAAGCAGCUACUCACAACAUGCAUUGUCCUCACAGUCUGUCUUUUCCUUUACAGCAGGCGACUAUGGGCCAUCCCAACAUCACAAACCCAUGACGAGUGGGCAAGACCUCCGCCUGCACCCCAGCAGGACCAACGGCCUAACGACCCUACCGUACCCGCACCCCCGGGCGGCGACAAGGUCGAACACCAGACUCCCUUCCAACAAAUACCAUACCACUGGAACGACUACCAGCCUCUCCAAGCCUUCUUCCAUGGUGUCCGCACCCUCGUAGACUACAAGAAAUGGGUUCCUGAACAGCUCCAGGCGUCUCCAGACGUCAAGGUCGCCGACAAGAUCCCCCUGCAGCCCGCAGUUUCGAACCCUUACGCCCACCUCGAAGGCAUCGAGACCUGCUUCCUCGACAACGAGGGUACCGUGCCAGCUCCCGAUACCUUUUUCUAUCCCGGCAUACCCGCAAACAUGCCUGCUCCAUACUUUGGCGGUUAUGAAGAGCUAGGUCUGGCACACAAUCAAUGCUUCGAGCGUUUUGGCAGGCUCGGCCCAUAUGGUUACUCUUAUUCCAAGGCCGAAGGGGGCUUCGGGAUCGAGUCUGUUCCGUCUGGGGAGCAGGCGCUGGAGCAGAUGAUUCCCAAGGUCAACUACACCAACAUCAAGUGGGACCAGGUGCAAAAGAGGUGUCUCGAGAAGAACCGGGAGCGCUUUGGCUUGGACAAAGACGCUGUGAACAAGCCAGAUGGUGCGCUGUCGAGGCUGUGGUCCCAGGCCGAGAAGAUUGCUGGCAAGAAGCCUCUGGCUCGUAAUGCUCUCGUCCUGCGCGCGUGGACUGGCAUCGAUUGGUCGCCUAUGCGCAUCAUCACCACCAGGUCUCUCAUCAACGAGUUGUCCCUCAAGACGGGUGGUCAGUACGAUAUUCACAUCCUGAUGCACGUCACCGAUGACUCGAUCGAUAUCUCGAACCCGGAAACAGCGCGCAAGAUGGUCCAAGAGAACAUCCCCGAGGAGUUCUGGGACAUCACCACCCCGUGGUCCGUUCCAGCAAUGACCGAGUACUACCCUGGCUUCAAUGAUGAUAUGACCAUUGAGAACGACAGCGGAAAGCCCCUGUAUAGUGUCUACCGCAUCCCGCAUUUCGCGCUGCAAUGGUUCGCCCAGCACCACCCCGACUACGAGUUUUUCUGGAACUGGGAGCUCGACCUGCGCUACACUGGCAACUACUUUGAGUUCUUUGACGCCGCUGCUAAGUGGUCCGACAAGCAGCCGCGCAAGUACCUGUGGGAGCGCAACGAGAGGUACUGGAUCCCCGGCCUGCACGGAAGCUGGGAGGAUUUCGUCAAGCACGUCGAGAAGGAGACCAAGGCCAGCAACUUCCCCAGCCCCUGGGGCCCCAUCUUCAACGACGGUGUUGUGGACACAUCGACAUUCCCUCCUCACCCGAUGGAGAAGGACAACUACGAGUGGGGUGUGGGCGAGCCGGCUGACCUCAUUACGCUGAACCCGCUCUUUGACCCCGAGAAGAACGCGUGGUGCCUGCGCUUCGAUAUCACCGGCUACAACCAAUCAGUCCCACCGCGCCGCACGUCCAUCAUCACAAUCGGCCGCUUCUCGCGCCGUCUGCUGCAGGCCAUGCACGAGGAGGCGUCUCGCAACAAGCACACCAUGUUCCCCGAGAUGUUCCCUGGAUCAAUCACGCUGCACCAUGGCCUCAAGGGCGUGUACAUUCCACACCCCGUGUACUUCGACCGCCGCUGGCCACUGGACAGGCUCGACUCGGUCUUCAACCGAGCAGAGACACCCGAGUCGAGCGUGUACUACUUCCCCUUUACCCCUGGCACGGGCGAGGCCAACUUCCUGACGGCGAGUUACUACUACAACACCGAGUUUGGCCCACCACUGUGGCACCGAUGGCUCGGCCGCGAAUCCGGCGGCGGAGGUGGCCCCGAAUCGGAGAAGGAGACGGGGCGCAUGUGUCUGAGAGGUUCAUUGAUCCAUCCUGUGAAGCAGGACUUGGCGUCGGACAAGGCCAUUGGGGCGACGUAA